CCCCCCCACACCCACCAUGGCGGCGCGUGGGGCCCGGUCACCGGCGGCGGCGCUGGUAGUAGUAGCGGUGGUGCUCGUGGCGGGGCUCGCUGCGGGAGGCGCCUCCGCGGCGGGGAUCCGGCGGCAGAAGAACGUGCAGGUGGCGCUCCGGGCCAAGUGGGCCGGCACGCCGCUGCUGCUCGAAGCUAGUGAACUUCUUUCAAAAGAAUGGAAGGAUCUGUUUUGGGAUUUUAUUGACCAUUGGAAGGAACUCGAUAAGGCGUCCGAAUGCUUGACAGCCAAAUGUUGUGUCCAGAAGAUUGUUGAGCAUGCCCGUUCACUUCUGAGUGAGCCACUGGCUUCAAUUUUUGAGUUCUCGCUUACCCUUCGGUCAGCAUCGCCAAGGUUAGUGCUCUACAAGCAGCUUGCAGAGGAGUCAUUAUCCUCUGUUCCCGUUAAGGACAACACUUUGGAGCAAAUCUCUGGUCAUAGUACUGGGGAAAAUUUUCAUGAGGCUGUGAAAGGAUCUUGCUGCUGGGUGGACACAGGGAGUGUUCUAUUAUUCAACUCAGCCGAUCUACGCAAAUGGCUUGAUGGCUUGGGCAGACUAGCUAUGGACUCCACUCAACAACCUGAACUCUUUGACUUUGAUCAUAUGUAUCCUCAAUCAAAUAUUACUGCUCCAAUUGCUAUAUUUUAUGGGGCUUUUGGGACAGAAUGCUUCAAAGAGCUGCAUGCUCACCUGGCAGAAGCAUCAAAGAAGGGACAAGUAAGAUAUGCUCUGCGCCAGGUCCUGCCAUCUGGAUGUCAGGCUACAUCUAGCUUCUGUGGUUCUGUUGGUGCUGUAGAUGCAGUCGCUUUGAGUGGUUAUGGUGUCGAACUUGCCCUCAAGAACAUGGAAUACAAGGCCAUGGAUGACACUGCUAUAAAGAAGGGUGUUGCUCUGGAAGAUCCUAAGACUGAAGACCUCAGUCAAGAAGUCAGAGGAUUUAUAUUUUCCAAGAUUUUGGAACGCAAGCCAGCAUUAAAUGCGGAGAUUAUGUCCUUCAGGGAUUAUCUGUUGUCAUCAACAGUAUCUGACACACUUGAAGUUUGGGAACUUAAAGAUUUGGGUCAUCAAACAGCACAGAGAAUCCUCCAUGCAUCGGAUCCUUUACAGUCAAUGCAGGAAAUUAAUCAAAAUUUCCCCAGUAUAGUUUCGUCACUGUCACGGAUGAAGCUUGACAAUUCAAUCAAGGAUGAAAUAAUUGCAAAUCAGCGAAUGGUUCCACCUGGCAAGUCAUUGAUGGCUUUGAAUGGUGCUUUGAUUAAUAUUGAGGAUCUUGAUCUUUACCUGUUAAUGGAUAUGGUCCAUGAGGAAUUAUCUCUUGCUGAUCAGUUUGUAAAACUAAAGAUUCCUGAAAGUGCUGUCCACAAGAUCCUGUCAUCAGCUCCACCAACAGAGUCUAACUCGUUCCGUGUUGAUUUCCGAUCCUCCCAUGUUCAUUAUCUUAAUAACCUAGAGGAAGAUACGAUGUAUAAAAGGUGGAGGAGCAACAUCAAUGAGCUACUGAUGCCAGUCUUCCCUGGUCAAAUGCGCUACAUCCGGAAAAAUCUAUUCCAUGCUGUUUAUGUGCUUGAUCCUGCUUCAGCAUGUGGUGCAGAGACCAUUGACAUGGUUCUAUCUCUAUACCAAGAUAGUGUCCCUAUAAGGUUUGGCAUCAUAAUGUAUUCUUCAAGGCUUAUUAGUGUUAUUGAAGAAAAUGAUGGCAAUCUUCCAGUAAAUGAUGGGUCUAAGAUCGAGGAGGAUAUUUCUAUUUUGAUAAUAAGGUUAUUCUUGUACAUCAAGGAAACAUACUCAGCACAGUUGUCGUACCAGUUCCUAAGCAAUAUACAUAAAUCGAGGAACAGUGGUGAUGAAUACAACGAAGAGCCUGUGGAAGCUCAUCAUGUUGAAGGGGCAUUUGUUGAUUCCCUAUUGUCAAGUGCUAAAUCUCACCCUCAAGAUGUGCUGUUAAAGUUGCAAAAAGAGAACAUUUACAAACAAGAGGCUGAAGAAAGCUCUCGUUUUGUUCACAAACUAGGGUUGUACAAACUCCAGUGUAGCCUAUUGAUGAAUGGACUUGUGCAGGAAUCAAGUGAGGAUGCAACCAUGAAUGCUAUGAAUGAUGAGCUUCCUAGGAUACAAGAACAAGUCUAUUAUGGGCAUAUCCAAUCCCAUACAGAUGUUUUAGAGAAAUUUUUGUCAGAAAGUAGCUACAAGCGUUACAACCCAUUGAUAACUGGCAAGAGCACUGAGAAUAAGAGAUUUGUCUCGCUAGUUGCACCAUAUCAUCAGGGAGACUCUGCACUUCAUGAGAUUACUUAUUUACACUCUCAUGGAACUACAGAUGAUGCCAAACCUGUCACCCAUCUAGUUGCUGUUGAUCUUUCUUCGAAGAUUGGGAUAAAGUUGCUUCAUGAGGCCAUAAGUUACCUGAUUGCUGGGUCGAAUAGAGCUCGUGUUGGUCUACUACUUUAUGUCCGCAAUGAUAAUCCAUCAUCCCCUAUUUUACAUUUGAAGGAUAUCUUCGAUAGGACCAUUUCAUCUUUCAGCUAUAAGGAAAAGGUACUGGACUUCCUGCAUGGACUCUGCAAAUUUUAUGAAGCGCAACAUGUGCGUCCCUCUUCCGGGGUUAGUGAUAAAAUUAGCACUAUGAUGGAAAAGGUGUAUGGCAUAGCCGCUGAAACUGGCUUGCCUGUUGAUAACUAUAAAUCGUGGUUUACAAAUUUUUCUCCUGAUGCCGUCCUCAGAGGAAUGGAUAAGUUGUCUGACUUCUUAUUCGGGAAACUGGGACUUGAAUUUGGCAGCAAUGCUGUGAUUACCAAUGGACGGGUCUUUGUUGUAAAUGAAGGAGACUCCUUUCUAACUGAUGAUUUAGGCCUGCUUGAGUCUAUGGAGUACGAAUUGCGAACAAAAUACAUUUAUGAAAUAAUUGAGGAGAUCGAAUGGACAGGUGUUGACCCUGAUGACCUGACAAGCAAAUUCUACAGCGACGUUGCCAUGUUGAUUGCAUCAUCAAUGUCUAUCCGUGAAAGGCCAUCCGAAAGAGCCCAUUUUGAAAUUUUACAUGCAGAGCACAGUGCAAUUAAACUGAACAAUGUGAAUUCAAGUGUUCAUAUUGACGCUGUCAUUGACCCACUAAGUCCUGCUGGGCAAAAGCUUGCUCCACUUUUACACAUUCUCUGGAGACAGAUUCAGCCGAGCAUGAGAAUUGUUCUGAAUCCUAUUAGUUCCCUUGCGGAUCUACCUUUAAAGAACUACUAUAGAUUUGUUCUUCCAUCAAUGGAUGAUUUUAGCAGUACCGAUUAUUCUGUGCAUGGACCUAAAGCCUUCUUCGCAAAUAUGCCACUAUCAAAAACACUUACAAUGAACAUUGAUGUCCCUGAACCAUGGCUUGUUGAACCUGUCAUUGCCAUCCAUGAUUUGGACAACAUUUUAUUGGAGAAUCUCGGUGAUGUUAGAACAUUGCAGGCAGUUUUUGAACUUGAAGCGCUCCUCUUGACAGGCCAUUGCAAGGAAAAGGAUCGAGACCCUCCCCGCGGUCUUCAGUUUAUCCUUGGUACCAAACGAAGACCACACUUGGUUGAUACACUUGUCAUGGCCAACUUGGGUUACUGGCAGAUGAAAGUCUCCCCUGGUGUAUGGUACCUACAAUUGGCUCCUGGCCGUAGUGCAGAUCUGUAUGAGCUACCUCCGAAGCUCAUUGCCAUAGAUAGCUUGAGGGGCAAACUUAUGCACAUUGAAGUGCAAAAGAGAAGAGGAAAAGAGCACGAGGACUUAUUAAAUGCUGAUGAUGACAACCACUUCCAAGAAAAGAUGGAUAACAAAGGCUGGAAUAGCAACCUUUUGAAGUGGGCUUCUAGUUUCAUUAGCGGCGACACAUCAUCAAAAAAUAAGGACGAGAAAAUCUCAGACCUCACAGCUGCAAGGCAAGGGGAUACAAUCAACAUUUUCUCUGUUGCUUCUGGGCAUCUGUAUGAGCGUUUCCUCAAGAUAAUGAUUUUGAGUGUAUUAAAGAAAACACAAAGACCGGUGAAAUUCUGGUUCAUAAAGAACUAUCUAUCUCCACAGUUCAAGGAUGUCAUACCCCACAUGGCCCAGGAAUAUGGAUUUGAGUACGAGCUUGUCACAUAUAAAUGGCCAACGUGGUUGCACAAACAGAAAGAAAAGCAACGAAUUAUUUGGGCAUAUAAGAUCUUGUUUCUGGAUGUCAUAUUUCCGCUUUCACUGAGGAAGGUUAUUUUUGUCGACGCAGAUCAAAUUGUGAGAGCAGACAUGGGAGAACUAUAUGACAUGAAUCUGAAGGGUCGUCCCCUUGCGUAUACCCCAUUCUGUGAUAACAACAAGGAGAUGGAUGGCUAUCGAUUUUGGAAGCAAGGUUUCUGGAAAGAUCAUCUGCGAGGACGACCAUACCAUAUCAGUGCUCUUUAUGUUGUUGAUUUGGCCAAAUUUCGGCAAACUGCUUCUGGAGAUACUCUUCGGGUCUUCUAUGAAACACUCAGCAAAGACCCUAAUAGUCUCUCAAAUCUUGAUCAGGAUCUCCCAAAUUAUGCUCAACAUACUGUGCCCAUAUUCUCUCUCCCUCAAGAAUGGCUAUGGUGUGAAUCUUGGUGUGGAAAUGCCACAAAGGCAAGAGCAAAAACCAUUGAUCUUUGCAACAAUCCAAUGACAAAGGAGCCAAAGCUUCAGGGUGCCAAAAGAAUUGUUCCGGAGUGGGUCGGUCUUGACAGUGAAGCAAGGCAGUUCACGGCACGGAUCUUGGGAGAUAAUCCGGAGUCACCAGAACCUACUUCCUCGCCAUCUGAUACACCAAAGCCAGAUGAUAAAGGCGCAAAACAGGAUGUGAAAGAUGAGCUAUGAUACACCAACUGCUUUCCGGGCUUGAUAAUAUUUGAGAGGCAACCAUAUAUAUUGUUCUUCACACUGACUGUAGUCGUGUGGUCUCCCAGCAAUUCAAAUCAUAUUGCUGGUUCAGGGGGGCCAAUGAAGUGCAGAUACCAUAAUAUAUGAAUUAAUCGAUGAUCAAUAAUCAAUGGUGGUGUCAUUUUGCAUGAUGUAGGGCUAACUGCCGAAAAUAGGUUCAUGAAGAGGGUCUACUUGGUAGUUUUCAAAGAACUUGUAUACCUGAAACACUGCAAUUCUCAAACAAUUCGUGUAUUAAGAUGACUAUGUAAAAUUUAUUGGCAACUGCCAGUUCAAAGCUACAAGCAAUCUGGCAACUGUUGCCCGAGAAUUUUGUAAAAGUUGGCACCCAACAACGCUUGAGAAUAUUAGAUACUUGGUGCCUGCUA
This is a messenger RNA of Oryza brachyantha (malo sina), 5292 nucleotides long. RefSeq names its product UDP-glucose:glycoprotein glucosyltransferase. The transcript is spliced from 37 exons. Gene Ontology annotation, cellular component: endoplasmic reticulum. The record is from RefSeq and is a predicted model, not a curated record. Lineage: Eukaryota; Viridiplantae; Streptophyta; Magnoliopsida; Poales; Poaceae. The coding region runs from base 17 to 4861 and encodes 1614 amino acids. Gene Ontology annotation, molecular function: UDP-glucose:glycoprotein glucosyltransferase activity.